UAACAAUCGGAUAAUGUUUCAUUUUUGCAGGGUAUUUAAACGUAUCAUAUUUAUUGGUUGACCAAUAAUAUCGAUCUAUAAAAUUAUUAAAAAAAAACGUUGCAAUAUAUUUCAUUUAUUACAAAGAGCUUAUUAAGUAGACUAUAAAGUGUAAAGGAUUGAUUUCUUGUUACAAUAUAAUGGAAUGAAAGUUAAGCACUAAGGAGUUUGAAGUUUGAACAGAGCACCCGAUCCAAAUAUGGAUCGUCCAAAAUCCACUCACAGUACAUUAAGUCAUGUGACUGAAAACACCGAAAGGACGUCAACGUCGCAGAUCACGGCACGUGCAACACCAGCGACACCUUCUCAUAAAACAUGGACAGCAUACACAGGUCCGGUCUUGUUUACUGGUCCAAGCGGACUACGUAAUCAGCGAGUGAAGACGGAGAGUGAAUUUGUCCUGGUUGGCGAGUCUGAUAAUUCUACCGAAAUUACUAGUCAAAUGGGGUACCUUAACCGAGCAGCACCCGGCGCCGAGUUUCCAAAGGCGAAAAAUGGACAAGUUGGCGAAAUCGGAUGGGUGUAUGACAAACUGAAAAUAGUGAAAGGAAUUUAAUGAACGAUUCUAUAUCACGGUGUUAUGAAUGAAUGAUAUUUAACUCCUGUUAGAAAUGUUUUAUUUUAGUCAUUGUUUUCAUUAAUGUCUUAGUUAGAAAUUUGUGUUCUUUUUUGCUCAAAUAUUAAAACUUGUAGACAUAUGCUUUUUAGAUAUAUUUAUACAUAGAUAUAUAUAUUGCUGUUUUGCUGUGCAAGAUAUGUUGAUAGAAUGAGAAACGAGUAUCUCACUAUUUGUCUUUGAAAGGGCGUCGCAAUUUGUACAGUAAUUUGUUUGAAAAUACAUAUAUGUUUGUAAACUGUAAGGAUAUUUAUAUCAUUUCAUACCUAAAGGAAGAGAUAAAUUUUACCGUUACCUCCAGUAUAUUUUAUUAGCCUUGCCUUUUUAUGCGCUGGACAUGAUAAUGAAUUUCUGUUAGAGUGAUAAAUGAAAUCUGCUUGCUGUAUAUAAACGACUGUCGAUCUAGUACAGUAUGCAUUUACAUGCGGUUUUAUGUGUAUAAGAAUACCAAUUCUGGGCAUGAAGAUGAAUUCCAUUAAUUUUUAAACAUAACAGACCUACUGGUUGUAUAUAUAACCGACUGCUGUGUUAGUAGACCAUAGAAGUUUGCAGUGAACGUAGAAAUAGCCAGCUUGCCGUGAAAGUAGAUAUAGAAAGUAGAAUAGAAAGUAGAAUAGAUAAUUAAGAUUAGUCAACGUGUGCCGUGAAAGUAGAAACAUAGAGAGUUUGCAGUGAUUGUAGAUAUAGUAAAGUAGAUAUAGUCGUAGAGUAGAAAUGUGUGCAGUGUAUAGAUAUAUACCUAGAUUAGUUGGUGGUGGUAUUUUUAACGAUUACUCAAGCUUUUGACUAACACAUAUUAAAUUUAUACAUAUAUUCCUGACACAAAAUUUAACCUUUAGAAAGUCUUCAUGAACGUUUUUUUUUUUGCGAUCUAAAGAAUAAUGCAGUUGUCAGGAUUUGAUUUGUUGUAUUGUAAAAUAUUAGUUUAUGAAUAUUUAUCAAAAAAUUAUGAUAAAAAACAAAUUGUAAUGCCCAUACUGAUUGACCAUGCCUUGAAUUGACAUUUUUCUUAUACCCACAUAACUGUUGUAAAUCUUUAUAAUAUAAUUAUAUUCCUAGAUUGAAUUUCUUGCGUUAUUCGAUGCCAAAUACAGAAGUGUUUAGCUGAUUUGUUUAAUGCAAACAUUUACAUAUUGGAAUGAUUUUAAAGGCUUAUUAUUAGGCACAAGUAUAUCGUCGUUUGAAAUUUGUCAUUAGGGUUGUAUAUCAUAAUGUGGUGCGUUUUCCUUAUAAAAUAUUAAAACAUUUGCGACUGCUCCAAAUAUUUGUGUUGCUUUUUAUGUGAAAAUAUUGUUUAGAAAAGUUUAUGAGAUUAAAGCAGAAAGUAUAAA
Ruditapes philippinarum (Manila clam) is the source of this 1986-nucleotide messenger RNA. RefSeq lists its product as uncharacterized. The record is from RefSeq and is a predicted model, not a curated record. NCBI's taxonomy places the organism in Eukaryota, Metazoa, Mollusca, Bivalvia, Venerida, Veneridae. The coding region runs from base 239 to 595 and encodes 118 amino acids. The transcript is spliced from 3 exons.